CCUCAGUGACUUAUUGUUUUCAGACUGGUUCAGUUGUGUGGUUUGGUAGGAGCUGACAGAAGUGUCAGCGUUUGCAGCUUCACUGGCCUACAACUGUGGCUUCAGCCAUGGGGUUUUUCAUAAGAUGGUUGCUGGUGUCCUUGCUAGUUGUAGGAGGGCAUCAAGCUAAUGCCUACUCUGGGAAGCAUGGUGACAAGGAAGUGCCAGUUCUAGGCUAUAAACCAAUUUCAAGUAGCUUUGACACUAGAGGGGAAUCUUCAUGGAGCACUGGGCCACUUGGUAGUCGGGAUUCAAACUCAAAUGCAAAUCAGCAACAGAUGGCUCAGUCUGGUUAUCAGCCCCAGCAGCCACAGGUGCCCCAGCAGCUGAGCAACCCACCCAAGGUACCCCAGCAGCAGCAGCAGCAGGUGCAGCAGCAGCCUAGCUAUGUGCCCCAGCAACCUCAGCUGCCCCAGCUGCCCCAGCUGCCCCAGCAACCUCAGGUGCCCCAGCAGCCUAGCUACCCACCCAAGCAGCCCCAGGUGCCCCAACAACCUCAGCAGCCUAGCUACCCGCCCCAGCAGCCCCAGCAACCUCAGCUGCCACAGGUGCCCCAGCAGCUGAAUCCACCCAAGGCACCCCAGCAGCAGGUGCCCCAGCAGCCUAGCUACCCGCCCCAGCAGCCCCAGCAACCUCAGCUGCCACAGGUGCCCCAACAGCCUAGCUACCCGCCCAAGCAGCCCCAGCAACCUCAGCUGCCACAGGUGCCCCAACAGCCUAACUACCCGCCCCAGCAGCCCCAGCAACCUCAGCUGCCACAGGUGCCCCAACAGCCUAGCUACCCACCCAAGCAGCCCCAGCAACCUCAGGUGCCCCAGGUGCCCCAACAGCCUAGCUACCCGCCCAAGCAGCCCCAGCAACCUCAGCUGCCACAGGUGCCCCAACAGCCUAGCUACCCGCCCAAGCAGCCCCAGCAACCUCAGCUGCCACAGGUGCCCCAACAGCCUAGCUACCCGCCCAAGCAGCCCCAGCAACCUCAGCUGCCACAGGUGCCCCAACAGCCUAGCUACCCGCCCAAGCAGCCCCAGCAACCUCAGCUGCCACAGGUGCCCCAACAGCCUAGCUACCCGCCCAAGCAGCCCCAGCAACCUCAGCUGCCACAGGUGCCCCAACAGCCUAGCUACCCGCCCAAGCAGCCCCAGCAACCUCAGCUGCCACAGGUGCCCCAACAGCCUAGCUACCCGCCCAAGCAGCCCCAGCUGCCACAGGUGCCCCAGCAACCUAGCUAUCUGCCCAAGCAGCCCCAGCUGCCACAGGUGCCCCAGCAACCUAGCUACCUGCCCAAGCAGCCCCAGCUGCCACAGGUGCCCCAGGUUCCUGGCUACCUACCCAAGCAACCUCAGGUGCCUCAGCAGCCUAGCUACCUGCCCAAGCAGCCCCAGCAACCUCAGGUGCCUCAGCAGCCUAGCUACCUGCCCAAGCAGCCCCAGGUUCCUAGCUACCUACCCAAGCGGCCCCAGGUGCCCCAACAACCUCAGCAGCCUAGCUACCUGCCCAAGCGGCCCCAGCAACCUCAGGUGCCUCAGCAGCCUAGCUACCUGCCCAAGCGGCCCCAGGUUCCUGGCUACCUACCCAAGCGGCCCCAGGUGCCCCAACAACCUCAGCAGCCUAGCUACCUGCCCAAGCGGCCACAGCAACCUCAGGUGCCUCAGCAGCCUGGCUACCUGCCCAAGCAGCCCCAGGUUCCUGGCUACCUACCCAAGCGGCCCCAGGUGCCCCAACAACCUCAGCAGCCUAGCUACCUGCCCAAGCAGCCACAGCAACCUCAGGUGCCUCAGCAGCCUAGCUACCUGCCCAAGCAGCCCCAGGUUCCUGGCUACCUACCCAAGCGGCCCCAGGUGCCCCAACAACCUCAGCAGCCUAGCUACCUGCCCAAGCGGCCACAGCAACCUCAGGUGCCUCAGCAGCCUAGCUACCUGCCCAAGCAGCCCCAGGUUCCUGGCUACCUACCCAAGCGGCCCCAGGUGCCCCAACAACCUCAGCAGCCUAGCUACCUGCCCAAGCGGCCACAGCAACCUCAGGUGCCUCAGCAGCCUAGCUACCUGCCCAAGCAGCCCCAGGUUCCUGGCUACCUACCCAAGCGGCCCCAGGUGCCCCAACAACCUCAGCAGCCUAGCUACCUGCCCAAGCGGCCACAGCAACCUCAGGUGCCUCAGCAGCCUAGCUACCUACCCAAGCAGCCCCAGGUUCCUGGCUACCUACCCAAGCGGCCCCAGGUGCCCCAACAACCUCAGCAGCCUAGCUACCUGCCAAAGCAGCCUCAGAUGCAGCGCUAUCUGCCCAGGCGAAUGCCAGUUCUGCAACAGCCUUUCUAUAAAUUGAGGAAGCCCAGCCACUUGCCAAAGCUGCUGCCAAGACGGCAGCGUCCCCAGCAGCCGCAGGUGCCUGGCUACCCUGCCCAGCGUCCCCAGCGUCCCCAGCCGCCCCAGCAGCCUGGCUACCCUGCCCAGCGUCCCCAGCCGCCCCAGCAGCCUGGCUACCCUGCCCAGCGUCCCCAGCAGCCCCAGCAGCCUGGCUACUCACCCCAGCAUUCUUGGGUUUCUCAGCAGCCACUCUACAAUGAUUAUCCAACUUUUGCCAAAGGAGGAGUCACUGCCCAAAUGCAUUCAAAUAGGAACUACAACACUGCAGAUGCAUCAAAGACUGCUUUCAACUGAGCCAUUGUAUUGACUUGUCAAAUGCAAAUAAAGCUUGUAUCUCUAUGACUUGA
This is a messenger RNA of Thunnus maccoyii (southern bluefin tuna), 2749 nucleotides long. RefSeq names its product proline-rich extensin-like protein EPR1. NCBI's taxonomy places the organism in Eukaryota, Metazoa, Chordata, Actinopteri, Scombriformes, Scombridae. The transcript has 8 exons. Bases 108 to 2696 code for a protein of 862 amino acids. The record is from RefSeq and is a predicted model, not a curated record.